This is a messenger RNA of Heterocephalus glaber (naked mole-rat), 2112 nucleotides long. It is a transcript of the gene Znf688, whose product is annotated as zinc finger protein 688. Gene Ontology annotation, biological process: regulation of DNA-templated transcription. Lineage: Eukaryota; Metazoa; Chordata; Mammalia; Rodentia; Bathyergidae. The record is from RefSeq and is a predicted model, not a curated record.
AGACAGGUGAAACCGCCUCUGUGUCCAUCUUUCUUGAAGGCAAGAACGUUUUUCGGGAUUUCCUGGCCAAUCCUCCCCCACUACCGACGCAAAAGCUCCUGAAACGGCCAUUGUUUUUAAGGCCAAGUGGGGACCUAAAGCCAGAGGAGCCAGUAAGGCGCCAUAUUUGAGAUGCUCAAGAAAGAGGCCCUUAAGUACAACCAGUGGCAACUGAAGCCAAGCUACCGCCAUAUUUUCUAAAGGCAUCUUCCGGGUCCUUUAACCCGCAUCUCAGUCCAGCGGCCAUGAAGUGAAUAAACACCUAGGAGUUUUAUUUGUCUCCACCAGAACCCCUGAAACCCUAGCAGCAAGUCCCUGCUAUUGUGGUUUCCAUUCCAGGCAGCGAUCGGAGCCCAAGGCUGGGCAGGGCCGGGGCCUGGACGGCCCUUCCCGUGGACGGCGAGAGCUGAGGCCGGGAGCGGGGAGGCAGUGGCCCCGAGGACGAGGCGGCCAGUGCUCGGGGCCCCAUGGCGCCACCCCCAGGCCGCCUCCUCCUGGCGCCACGACCCGGGGAUACCCAGCCUGGUCGCGGGAAGCCCGGGGCUGUGAAGUUCGCGGACGUGGCCGUGUACUUCUCCCCGGAGGAGUGGGGCUGUCUGCGGCCGGCGCAGAGGGCCCUGUACCGGGACGUGAUGCGCGAGACCUACGGCCUCCUGAGCGCGCUCGGAUUCCCGGGCCCCAAACCAGCCCUCAUCUCUUGGAUGGAACAGGAGAGUGAGGCUUGGAGCUCCGCCGCCCAGGAUCCUGAGGAGGGGGAAAGCCUGGUCGGAGCUCUGAAAGGCACCCCACCCAGGAAGGAGGAACCUGAAGGAGAGCCGGGAGAGAAGGGACCUGGAGUGACUCCCGAGAAGGAGCUGCCUGAAGAGCUGGAUAACCACAGUCCGGACUCCUCUGUCAGCAUGGUCUCAGCAGCAUCGCAGCCACCCACAAAAGCUGCCUGGGGCCAGAUGGCAGUGGCACAGCCUCCUGUCCCUGCGGCCACUGGGGAUGCUCAGGACAACCAGCGGCGCCACGUGUGUGCAGACUGCGGCCGCCGCUUCACCUACCCGUCCCUGCUCGUCAGUCACCGGCGCAUGCACUCCGGAGAGCGGCCCUUCCCUUGCCCCGAGUGUGGCAUGCGCUUCAAGAGGAAGUUUGCCGUGGAAGCUCACCAGUGGAUCCAUCGCUCCUGCUCCGGGGGGCGGCGGGGCCGGAGACCUGGGAUCCGAGCCGUGCCUCGGGCCCCAGUCCGAGGUGACCGGGACCCACCUGUGCUCUUCCGGCAUUAUCCUGACAUCUUCAAGGAGUGCGGGUGAAUGGCCCCCCAAGGCUGGAGUUGAGCCCAACCUUGGCACUAAAGGCUGCCUGGCUCCUGAAGCCGCGACUUGGGAACUGAAAUUCAUCCCUUAGGCUUCUUUCAAGGGUCCCUCAAAUUUCCAGACUUGUAGAAAGAAAAGUGCCUGUAAAGAUCAAACAGAUUAAGCUGGGUGUGGUGGCACAUAGCUGUUAUCCCAGCAAUCAGAAGGAGGCAGUGCUAUUAUCCCAGCACUGAGGCAGGAGGAUCACUGUUUGAGGCCAGCCUGGGCUACAUAGUGAGUUCUAGGCCAGCCUGAACUGCAUCGUGAGACCCUGUCUCAAAACAACAGAAACAAAGAAAUGGAACAGAUUAAACUUGACAACCUUUUUCCUAUUCUUUUGUUUAAAAAAAGAGAAGAGAAGAAGAGAAUGAGACCGUGCACUCUUCUCACAGUGUUACCUCAGUAGCAGGUGCAGCUAAGUGUCAGGAGGCCUUUCCUUUAUCUCAGGCAACAGCCACUGGCUCCUUACCUGGUGAGGAGGUAAAUGCUGACAGGGACUCGGGCCUGGGGGAGGGCCCAGAGGCAGGAUUUGGCCUAACCUGGUUACCCAUCCCCUGGCAGCUGGGCAGGGCAGAGUGCUGCUAGUAAGUCACAUGGCCCUGAGCCUCGGUUUCCUCAUCUGCAAAGGGAAGGAAGGUUAAUAUCAUCUACCUCAGAGAUUUGCCAUGAAGACUGAAAUCUGAGUGGGAUAAUAUGUAUGAGAUCGUAAAUGUGCAAUAAACAUUUGUUGAAUGAG